UAAACGACAGACUCAAACUGUUUACGCUUCGUCAGCUAUAGUCAACUCACAUGGUACAGCGUACAGACUGACUACUGUGACCAGCAGCGCAAUAAACACGUUAGCAUCGAUCACAAAAAGCGCAAAGUAAACCAACAGCAGGCUAGCCUAGGAAAUUCCGGAAUCUACUCUGGUUAAAAUGCCAAAACUGAAGCGCACAUUGUGAAACAAUCCUAAGAUGUCCGGCCACGGACGAUCAGUCUUUGCGAAUUCCUGCAUCAAGAAGCCUUUGAGUCCGAGAACUAAACAUCCUAAUCCGUCGUAUCUGAUUCCACAGUGUAGCUUGGAUCGCGGUCAAGAUGACCCCCAGGCCCAAGAUAAUCUGAACAUGAUAACUCGAAAAAAGGCCAACAGCAAGUGUCCCCUGGCCAGGACAGGUCAUCAACGACGUACCAAGUGUUGCUCAAUCACGCACCAGCUUAGAAAAGAAACCGAUAACUUCCAAUCCUUGGUUAAGUUCUACGAUAGUAUUCCGGAUUAUGAAGACCUGCACCAUCUGCCCAACGAUGAAUUCUACUGCAAACUUAAUACACUUCGUAAGAAGCAACACGAGUUGAGAUUUACUUGUUCAAAUGGCUACGAGAACAGGUGCGUCAGAAGAGAAAACAAACCUUCUGUUCAACCUGUCGAGCAAACUGUAGACAAUGAAUCCCUCCACUCGUGGAGUAAAUCUCCGCCUGCAACCACAGGAAUCCUUAACGGAGCACGGAAGGGAUCCGCCAAAUCGGUUCGUAUUGAAACAACCAAAGAAGACAACGAAUCAGAGGGUAGAACCUCUCGCAGGAAAUUCCGUGCUGGUACGCCCUUUGUUUCCGACCACGAGGACAGUACCAAGAACGCCUCGACAUGUACCACACCCGUCAAUUCGGAUUUCGUCGAACGCUAUGAUCGAUACGUAAAACGAAACUUACGUUGCAAAUCGGCUUCCCCAAUUCGAGACUAUUCGAAAAUCACGGUUCCUCAGCCGUACAAAAUGACUCAACGAGAAGAGGAGGAGCGAACACUACAAGAGCUGCUCAUUGCGAGCAAGAAUGCAUUUUCCUCGAAGGAAACUCUCAAUAAACCGAUUCCUAAUACCAUAAAAGCCAAUCCGAUUCCGAUAACUUCGCGUAUUCCUUUGUUCAACACCAUCAUGGCUGAUCAGGAAUACCGCAAUCAAUUGGCCAAACUCAACUCAGAGAUCGAGCUGCAGUCGCAGAUCAAACCGUUUCACUUCAGCGAACGUCUCAACCGUCCGAAUAACCGCUGCUUAAGCCGUAGUCUCUCGUCUCCGGCACUCCUCACUACCGGUUUCGAAACAGAGCACAAACCAACCACCUUCAAAGCGAAACCAUGCCCCAAGAACCUGUUCAGCAACUAUUUCUACUUCAAGAUGUGGGAAGAGGACUACUUCCGCAACAUGACCAAACGUAUCCGGGCCGAAGAGUUGAUGAAGCAAUCGCACUUACCUCCGUCGAUGGCCCGCCGAGACAAGCAGCUACGCAAGAACAGCGCAUUACUUCGUAGCAUGGAGGAUGAUGCCUCACCGAAGAAGAGCAAGCGAAAACAGCGCAAGUCGAAGCGAAGCGCAAAGCGGAAGAAAAGCGUCGAAGAGAAAUGCGCCAACUACUUCGCCAGCGUGGGCAACGUGUUCGGGCAGCCAACGUCGCCGUCGCAGCCGAAGGCGUCAGCUAAGCUUCUGUAUCCAUCGAGUAACUCGAGCUACAGUACAACGGUGGAUGCUCAUCCACCUAGCAGUAAUCCGGCGCCCAUCUAUCCGGUGAACAGGCCAAACCUAGCCGCAACACUACGCACCGAGUGGUGCCGAAAGAAGCUGCGCGAGCUCAAUCUAGAGGACAGUGUGAGCAUAAAGAAGUCGCCACGGUUCCAUUGGGGCGUUAAGCGAUCGCAAGCCUUUCAGAACCUGAAUUUGGAUCAAACUCACCAGGAGGAGCUGAACCUCCGUCUGGCGACGCGUCGAGCAGAGCAGAAGCUGCGACAGGAGGAGCACGCUGUCAACAUGGAGCUGAUGAGACAGCGAGUGAAGGCAGCGCCGCUCUUGUUGGAAGGACCACCACAGUGGGGGCCUCGAUUGGGCCACGUGGCACAUCGUUGUAUGACCGGCGACAAAGACCUAGAUCCACUCUUUCGCAAGACUACGCUGGAGAAGAGCGUUGCGAAAGGUGGAAAGAAGGGAUCGAAGAAGCGUGAAUCGUCUGGCUGUGGAAGAGCAGCUAGUGGACAUCAGCAUCAAGAUCCAGCCUAUCGUUUGAGCGAUAAACAUCGAAGUUUGAGUGGAAGCAAACUCAGCAAUUACUCGGUGGAUUCGUUUGGUAAAAGUAGUUCAAAGUUCUGCGACAGCGAAGUACUGGAAAGCUUUGCUGACGAUGUAUAAAUAGCAUUAAGCAGCAUUUCCGGUGUGUGAACAAUCAGAUCUUUGUGUUGUUGGAUAAACAUAGGUUAGUAUGAGGUUUCGUUGAUUGUAUAAAAUUCUUCGGAAAUCCGUGUCUGAACUUCGUUUGUAAUUUGUUAUGGGUACAGCUUUCCGAAGAAUGCUAUAGAAUCGUCUUGUUUAUGUAGUCGUGCAGUAUUUAUGUCUGUGUAAAACAGUAAAACGCGUGUCACCAGAAUCAAAUAG
Messenger RNA from Aedes albopictus (Asian tiger mosquito), 2656 nucleotides. RefSeq names its product protein FAM161A. Gene Ontology annotation, cellular component: cilium. The transcript is spliced from 4 exons. The record is from RefSeq and is a predicted model, not a curated record. Bases 218 to 2413 code for a protein of 731 amino acids. Lineage: Eukaryota; Metazoa; Arthropoda; Insecta; Diptera; Culicidae. Gene Ontology annotation, biological process: cilium organization.